AGAUAUGGAGCCGGAAGUGGAGAAGAUAAAGAGAGAAAGUGAUGAAGAGAUAUGGGUUCAUGAUUCAUCUGUGGAUUAUAAAGGAAAUGUUCCACUCCGAGCUUCAACCGGUGUAUGGAAAGCCUCUCUAUUUAUCAUAAAGGUUUCUUCUACGCAAUAAAGCUGCAGUGCUGGUAACUUUAUUAGGAUGGGCUCGUCUUUGUAGGCAUAGAACCUUGCCAACAUUGUUGAUGUUUGAAAGCUGUUUUGUUAGUUUUAAAUACGGAGUGCUAAAGGGCAGGCAUACUGCCUAGGAUGAAAAUCCCUGCUUCCCUGUCAUUUCAGGUUUUUUUUACACCAAGGAAACUAUACAAGGAAUAUAUCAAAAAUUGAAGGAAAAAGGAAAACGGUGUACAAUAGAGACAAAAUAUAAGUAAAAUUUAGAAGAUAAAUCAAAUAAUUGAACAGGGAAAACAUUCCCCACUGUGCUGGUCUACAUUGAUCUGUUCUAGUCAAUGGGUUAAUUAGACAUUACCCCUGUAAAACUUGUUCAGCCAUUGAGUUCAGUGAGAGGCUAAGCUACUUUGGAUUAGCCUCAAAUCUCAUCAUGUACCUCACCAAAGUGCUUCACCAAGAUCUUGUAACAGCAGCAAAGAAUGUGAAUUACUGGACUGGAGUCACAACAUUGAUGCCUCUCAUUGGAGCUUAUAUGGCAGACACUUACACAGGCCGCUUCACAAUGGUUCUGCUUUCUUCUCUUAUCUAUCUUAUGGGUUUAAGCCUCUUGACCAUGUCUCAGUUCAUUCCAAGUUUAAAGCCCUGCAAUUUAAGAGUGUGUCAGCGGGUAAGGACUGUCCAUGAAGUGAUAUUUUUCCUUGCAAUGUAUUUUAUAUCAGUUGGAACAGGGGGGCAUAAGCCCUGCUUAGAGAGCUUCGGAGCAGAUCAGUUUGAUGAUAAUCAUCCAGAAGAAAGAAAGAGGAAGAUGUCUUACUUCAAUUUGUGGAACAUUGCUCUUAGUUGUGGGCUCUUCCUUGGUGUAACCGUUAUGGUUUAUGUGCAAGACAAUAUUGGAUGGAACAUUGCAAGCCUUAUUCUCACCAUAACAAUGGCAGUGACAAUAGUCACCUUUUACGUGGGAAAGCCUUAUUAUCGAUAUCGGCUAUUAGAAGGAAGCCCUUUAACGCCUCUGUCACAGGUUUUGGUUGCAGCCAUAAGGAAGAGGAAAUUGCUUUAUCCGUCCAAUCCUUCUCUUUUAUAUGAAGUCCCCAAGUCAAAGGUGUCUCCUGCAAGGCUCCUGGCUCACACAGAUAGGCUAAGGUUCCUAGACAAAGCUGCAAUAAUUGAAGAUGAGGAAGGCAUUGUAAAUGAGAAAAGUCAUAAUCCCUGGAGAUUGGCAACAGUGACAAAAGUUGAGGAGUUGAAGCUUGUUUUAAAUAUUGUUCCCAUAUGGCUAACUUCGUUACCAUUUGGAAUAUGCGUGGCCCAAACUUCAACAUUAUUCAUUAAACAAGCUGCUGCAAUGAACACAGAAAUCAGCGAGCAGAUAAGUAUCCCGCCAGCCACCACUUCCUCUUUUGCGGCCGUUGCAAUGAUAAUUUCCAUUGCCAUCUAUGAGAAAGUACUUGUUCCAUAUAUACGGAGAGUCACGGGCAAUGAGAGAGGGAUUAAAAUCCUUCAAAGGAUUGGUAUUGGCAUGGCACUUGUAGUUUUGGGAAUGAUUGUUGCAGCCAUUGUUGAAAGAAAAAGGUUAAGCAUUGCUAAUGAAGAGAAAAUUCAGGGCGAAAAACAUGGAAUCUCCAUGAGUGUGUUUUGGCUGGCUCCCCAAUAUGGGAUUCUUGGCAUAGGAGAUGGAUUUGCUUUAAUAGGCUUGCAAGAGUAUUUUUAUGACCAGGUUCCUGAUUCAAUGAGAAGUUUGGGUAUAGCUUUUUAUCUAAGUGUGAUUGGACUUGGGAGUUUCUUAAGUAGUUUUCUCAUCACAAUUGUAGAUCAUAUCUCAGGAAAGGGUGACAAAAGCUGGAUUGGCAAGGAUAUAAACAGUAGCCGUGUGGACAAUUUCUACUGGUUGCUGGCUGCAUUGAAUGGGCUGAAUUUGUGUAUUUUUGUUUACUUGGCAAAGAAAUAUACUUACAAAAAGGUUCAAGGCAGGAUAGUUGCAGCUGAUUGCAAUAAGACUGAUCAAGCUGAGUUAAUGCCCUGAUAUAUUUCUUUAUCUAUGAUUAUGAUGGCAAACUCAUGUAAAUUCUGUAAAUGAUAAAGCUAUUGUUCACAUUUAUUUUUUAUGUAAAUCACUUUAUUCAACUAAUAAAUAUCCGUAACUUACCA
Molecule: messenger RNA, 2301 nt
Organism: Mangifera indica (mango)
Lineage: Eukaryota; Viridiplantae; Streptophyta; Magnoliopsida; Sapindales; Anacardiaceae
Product: protein NRT1/ PTR FAMILY 5.6-like
Exons: 5
Coding region: 587-2176 (529 amino acids)
Biological process (GO): dipeptide transport; transmembrane transport
Cellular component (GO): membrane
Molecular function (GO): tripeptide transmembrane transporter activity; dipeptide transmembrane transporter activity
Source: RefSeq, a predicted model, not a curated record